Molecule: messenger RNA, 1227 nt
Organism: Didymodactylos carnosus
Lineage: Eukaryota; Metazoa; Rotifera; Eurotatoria; Philodinida; Philodinidae
Source: the annotation of a GenBank genome assembly
AUGGCUGCACGCAAAGGUACACGUUUUUCAGACAUAGAAUCGACAGACAAAUAUUUAACACCUAUAUUCCAAACGCUACCACUCGUGUCGUUAGAGAAGGCAGUUGAACCACUCAUAAAUAUCGUUUCGUCGAUUAGUGAAUAUGCAAAAAGUGCUAAACUCUGCUGUUUGAAAGAUAAAGAAUAUGGUUUAACCCAUGACGAAUCGGCCGCGAUCUAUCUAUAUUCGAUGGAAAAUGGAGAUGAUAGUUUCCAUUCGUGUCUGAACGCGGCACUGCGUAGUGAAAACGGAUCCGGUGACCUGAAAUUUUAUUUAUAUCUGAAACUACUCGACGCAGCUACAAAUAAAUUGCCGUCCUUGUCCGAUGGUAUCUGGCGUGGUGUUGAUAAAGAUCUAAGUCGACUGUUUAAAGAAGGACAAGAGAUCACAUGGCGGGCAGUCAGUUCUUGUUCAAGAAAAGUACAUGUGAUCAAAAAGUUUCUUGGUCGGACAGGUGGAAGUUCCACUUUAUUUUUAAUUCAGUGUGUAAGAGGAAAAGACAUAUCGGCAUUUUCGUGUUAUACAGAUGAAAAUGAAAUAGUUUUAAUGCCUGGUACACAGUUGCGUGUUGUAUCAAAUCCACUGGAUCUCGAAGGAGGGAGACAUGUGAUUCAUUUGAAAGAGAUCAGCGAAAGUGUCCGUACCACAGUCAUUCAAAAAACAACUGAAACUCUGAAAAUCAAUUAUCCAAAUGGAAAUAAAUACGUAGGAGAAGUAAAUGUGAGAAAUGAACCAAAUGGAACGGGAACAAUGUUCUACAAAGAUGGUCAAUUGAAAGAUGAUUGUUAUAAGGGUGAAUGGAAGUGUGGUAAGAAAGGUGGACAAGGCAUUUACGAUUUUGCCGUAGGAAAGAAGUGGAGAAAGUAUGAUGGUCGAUUCGAAAACGAUCUAUUCAGUGGUCAUGGACGAAUGACUUAUUCGGACGGCCAUCUGUACGACGGGAACUGGCUUAAUGGACGUCGUGAUGGCCGAGGUGUGUUGACAUGGAAAGACGGUGACCGGUAUGACGGACAAUUUCGAGACGGAGAGAUGAAUGGACACGGUGUGAAGUAUGAUAUAUCUGGUUUUACAUGGGAGGGUGAAUGGAAAGGUGGUAAAAAACAUGGAUAUGGUUGGUGUACGCAUGAAAAUGGAGAUGUAAAGGAGGGCAAAUGGAAUAUGGGCAAAGAAAUGAAGAAAGAAUACUAA